Dothidotthia symphoricarpi CBS 119687 is the source of this 1862-nucleotide messenger RNA. Its product is annotated as translation initiation factor eIF-2B subunit beta. The transcript is spliced from 3 exons. Gene Ontology annotation, molecular function: translation initiation factor activity; guanyl-nucleotide exchange factor activity. Bases 349 to 1812 code for a protein of 487 amino acids. The record is from RefSeq and is a predicted model, not a curated record. NCBI's taxonomy places the organism in Eukaryota, Fungi, Ascomycota, Dothideomycetes, Pleosporales, Dothidotthiaceae. Gene Ontology annotation, cellular component: eukaryotic translation initiation factor 2B complex. Gene Ontology annotation, biological process: translational initiation.
GGUGGGGAAGCGAUGGCGGAGAUGGGUGCGAGAGUGUCUAACAUGACGAUGUUUCCCUGGACCGCCGGUGGUAGACUCGACGCUAGUGAAAUAGGCCGAAGGACCAAAAUCUCAUGACUCCGAAUGCGACAACUCCCACGGCGCUGCUUACGCGACUCUUCCGCUCAAACACAUAUAAUACAAGCUUCGAGGAAUCUUCAACUUCAGCUUGACCCCAGAAAAACUUUAAUCUGAACCAUACGGAUUGGAAACUACAAAGAAAGAGCGACUGCCCCUCUACCCCACACAUAUACCUCUCUCUCUCUCAACACCAACCAACAAACUUGACCACCAAGAACAAAAUCCACAAUGGCUCAGAGCACCACAAUACAGGCGCCAGGCCUAUCUUCUUAUCUCAAAUCACUCAAGACUACCCCAGUGGAUCCCUCAGUAGAGCACCUCAUAUCCCUCCUCAAGCGACGCCAGAUAAGAAACUCGAGACCAUGUGCCAUUGCGACAACAGCGCUGCUUCUGCGCGUGGUGGGAGAAUUCAAAGGGCGAGACGCGGCAAAACUGGUGGAGCGCAUUCGACAAGUGGGCAGGCGCCUGACUUCUGCACAACCACGCGAAGUCGUCGUGGGGAACAUCGUCCGGCGAGUACUGGGACUGGUACGGGAGGUGGUCGACGACCAAGCCGACGGGCAGACGCCGACAGGGAGUGAGCCCGGCCACAGCACACCACAUGCACACCACGACUCUCUCCACCGACCAGCCUUUGCCUCGAGCAUGUCGACAUUCAGCCCGCUCAGACACGCUGGUGCUGAGCCCUCGCACAUUGGCGUCAGCGCCGACAACAUGUCCGACUCUGGCGAGCUCUCGAGACGACCUGCUCUACUGACCUCGCACACUUCGUACGCGCCCGCCGCAGUGGCAGGACUGGUAGUCAACUCGCUAUUUGGACUCUUCUCACAGCCAGCCGACACUCCCUCCGCCACAAGUACCCCCACCGGCCAGGCAUCACCAACAGGCAAAAGCACCCUCACAGCCCUCAACCUCGAGCGCCUCGCCGACCUCAGCAAAAGCCAGCCCAACCUCGACCUCAAAGGCGAAGUCAUGGAAGGCAUCCGCGAACUCCAAGACGAGCUGGAAACGUCGGACAAGCAAAUCGCCGAAGUAGCCCUCGAGCACAUCCACGCAAACGAGAUAAUCCUCACCCACACAGCCUCCACAACAGUGCAAAAGUUCCUCCUCUUCGCAGCGCGCAAGCGAAAAUUCACCGUCGUCCACGCAGAAACAUACCCGCACGACCACGCCGCCACACACGGCAUCCUACUCACAGGCAAGAAGCGCGAGUCGCGCCCCGGCGAGGACGACGAGGACGACAAGUGGAAGCCCCUCACCGACGCGGGCAUCCAGGUCUACGUCAUCCCAGACUCGCACGUCUUCGCCAUCAUGUCGCGCGUCAACAAGGUCAUCCUUGCUACCCACACCGUCCUGGCGAACGGCGGCCUCGUCGCUGCGGCCGGCGCACACAUGAUCGCCAAGGCCGCGAAGGAGCACCAAACCCCCGUCGUCGUGUUGAGUGGCGUGUAUAAACUGAGUCCCGUCUACCCGUUCGACAUCGAUGAGCUGAUUGAGCAUGGCGACGCGGGGAGUGUGGUGCCGUAUGAGGAUGGCGAGUUUGUGGAUAAAGUUGAUGUUGAGGCCCCGUUGUAUGACUAUGUGCCGGCGGAUCUUGUGGAUCUUUAUAUCACUAAUCUCGGCGGACAUGCGCCUUCGUAUCUUUACCGCAUUGUGGCGGAUCACUAUCGCUCCGAGGAUAUCACGCUGUAGGUGAUGUGGUUGGAUGUGGUGGUGGUUGGAGGGCAUGUACGAGGCGGUGG